CUUCCGGAGCUUCGCGGUAUCCCGACCGGUCCAUAGUUGGUGUGGCUUUUGGAGGCCCAAAUUCACUGGUGCAUACACACACGGCGGCGGCGCACGUUUUCGGGACGGCCGUUUUGCUGCAGCAGUUUCGCUCACCGUGUUCUGAUCGAUCAGGCCCGUUUCCAUCGCAGUGUGCUGUGAAACGAAAAAAUUACCUUUUAAUCAGAAUUCACCCGGCCAUAAAGAUCUUUUAGUUUGGUUUUAUUUUCCACCAGAGUCAUGGUUACCAAAAUAUGGAGCAGCUGCAUGCCCAAGCCAAGCAGCUCACCAAACCGCGUCGAACGGCAUCACUUCUAUCUGUGUCAGUGGCAAAGCAGCACGCAGGUCGGAAUAUGCUACCUUAUGUACCGACUGAUAGUGGCCAUCGUGUUCCUGGCGAUGCUCGUCUGCUCGGUGCUGGAUAUCGGCCGCUCGGAGCCCAUGUACGAGCACCACUACGCCAAAUGGUGGAUCUACCUGACGCACUGGGCGCUGCUGGCGUGCACCGUACAGGCCUGGCUGGCGGCCAUCAUCGUCACCAAGGGUCUGAUGAUUGAUCGGAACGAGUUCGAGUGGAACAUCCACGUCGCUAGAGAAAGCCGCCUCCAUUCGGUCUACUGGAUUGCGUACACGAUUGCGACCGUCUACUCGUUCAUCGUUACCAUCGUCUACUGGACCUUCGUGUACGAUCCAAGCAAAAACCGGGUCGAUGCCGUCAAUCUCAUGGUGCACGUGCUCAACUCCAUCAUUAUGCUAAUUGAUCUGACCAUCGUGGGCCAUCCGAUCAAGCUGAACCACGCGUACUGGACGACCGGCAUCGGCGUGGGCUAUACGCUGUUCUCCAUCAUCUACUACUUGGCCGGCGGCACGGAUAGGCACAACGAUUCCAGCAUCUACAAAAUGCUCGACUGGACCAAGCCGGGCAAAUCGAUCGUCAUCUGUGCGCUCGGCGUGUUCGCCGUGUUUCUGAUGCACUUCCUCUGCUACUGCCUGUACUGUCUGCGGGUGUGGCUGUACGCGCGCGUCUGCGUCCAGGGCAACAACAGCAAGACGAGCAGCAACGAGAAGAUCACCUCCAUCACGCGAACGCUCUCGUCGAUGGAGGAAGCGCAGAGGGAAAACUUCCUCAACCCGACCGCCGUGGUGGACCUGAAGUGAACGGGGGGCGGCGGUGGCGGUGGCCGAUGCGAGGGCGGUGGUAGCGGUGGACUGCGCACAGGAGGCCACCAUUCCCACGGCACUCGCCAGCAUCCCCCGUGAGAUCCGCGUCCACCGAGGCGCGUGCCACGUGCACGCCCUUUCCGAUUCCGUUCCUUCAGUCUAACCUUUCGAAUUUCCCUUCGCACCGGCCCUUUCUCUCUAUCGCACACAAACACACACGACACACGACACACCCAGACCCGCACUCUGUCACUCCAUUUUUAUAUCUCUCUUCCUCUGCGCGUCUCUCUAUCUCUCUGCUCCGAGCACACGUGUUUGCAAAAACGUUUGCCAAACGUUCGUAGAAAGUAUUGUCGCUUCGAAUUUGGUUCCACCGGGACGGAGCGGAAAUUGCAUUGCGCUCGUUAUUUUAUGCCGUUCCCGUCUCCCUACCACUCGUGCUCGUGCGCACCCUCUUUCCCCUCCGCCCCCGUAAACUAACUGGUAAAAAAAGGAACGCCUUUGAUGGACGUGUUGGACAUGCUGCUGGUGCUGCACUUUAGUCGACCAAUAUAUAAUCCCCCCAGAGUUAACAUGCGCACUGAACCGGCGAACCUGUAGGAUGUCCGGGCGGGUUGUUCUGUCUUCUGUUCAUUGGGUGGCCACCACCUUCGAUAUUCCCGUCGCCAAUAUAUGUGGAAAGGUGUGCGCAUUGUAUACCUAGAGAGAGAGGGAGAGAGAGAGAUCAACUAGAAGCAUACUUUUGGCAUAUCACGUAUGACGUGACCAUUGUGUAACGCUGCAUAUCGCUCACGAUAUUGCUCGUUGAGCCUCUUUAAUCUCACAGAAAAAAGAGAAGAAGCACUAUUUUAAAAAAAAUGAAGCCACAUACGGAGAAAAAUAAUCUUAAUAAUUGCCAAAGCAUUCCAGUAGCGAUUCGAUCCCUCUUAGCCCAUUCCUGUUUCCUCUCGCUCAAAAAAAAAUAAUAAUAAUGGAAACGGGCUGGUAUAGAACAUACGUACAGCUUGCGUAUCAUAAGAAGAUUUCAAUACUCGC
Messenger RNA from Anopheles coustani, 2214 nucleotides. RefSeq names its product protein rolling stone. The coding region runs from base 259 to 1176 and encodes 305 amino acids. Gene Ontology annotation, cellular component: membrane. Lineage: Eukaryota; Metazoa; Arthropoda; Insecta; Diptera; Culicidae. The record is from RefSeq and is a predicted model, not a curated record. The transcript is spliced from 7 exons.